GAGCUCUCCUCUCUUGCGUGCAGUGAGCCAACCCACGACGUCGGAUGAGACGGUGGUGGCUGGUGGCACAGUGGUGCUCAAGUGCCAGGUGGAGGACCCUGAUGACUCCUCGCUGCAGUGGUCCAACCCUGCCCAGCAGACCCUCUACUUUGGGGAGAAACGAGCCCUACGAGACAACAGGAUCCAGCUGGAGAGGUCCACACCCAACGAGCUGACCAUCAGCAUCAGCGACGUGGUGCUGUCGGAUGAGGGGGAAUACACCUGCUCCAUCUUCACCAUGCCCGUGCGGACCGCCAAGGCCCUCGUCACCGUGCUGGGAAUCCCCCAGAAACCCCAAAUCUUUGGCCACGAGCAGCCCAUCGACGAGGAGAAAAUCGCCCGGCUCACGUGCCGGUCCUCCGGCAGCAAACCUGCAGCGCAGCUCCGGUGGAAGAAGGGCAACAAAGAGCUGAAGGCUGAGGGCACCGAGGUGGUGGAGGACUCCAAUGGGAAGACCUUCACCGUCAGCAGCCGGGUGGAAUUCCGUGUCACCAAGGAGGACAAUGACGCCGAGGUGACCUGCACCGUGGACCACGAGUCCUUGCAGAACUCCGAGAGGUCAACCACACAGAAGCUGCAGGUCCACUACAAACCAACAGCGAAGAUCGAACCGCACCCGCAGUACCCAAGGGAAGGAGAGAAGCUGCAGCUGCAGUGUGACGGGCAAGGCAACCCCGUCCCCCAGGAGUUCCUAUGGGAGAAGGAGGGCAGUGAUGCUCCGCUGCAGCUGAGCUCCGACAGCAUCCUCAUCUUCCCCUUCCUCAACAAGAGCGACAGCGGCACCUACAUCUGCACGGCCACCAGCUCCAUGGGCAGCGUCAUCGCCAAGUACAACCUGGACGUCAGCGAUCCUUCCCAGCUCCCCACCCCACACGUUCACUCCACUCCAGCCCCUCCGCCAGGCCCUUCCCAGCCCAUCUCUCAUGCUUCCAUGGCCACCGCUUCAUCCUCCAGCUCCCAUCCAAGGUACCACGCCAGUCCGGUGCCGUCGACUUCCAGCACUUACCACGCGGUCAUCGGCGGAGUGGUGGCCGUCAUCGUCUUCCUGCUGCUCAGCCUCCUCAUCGUGCUGGGACAUUACCUGAUCAGGCACAAAGGUGUGUGCAUAAGACACGGGGAGACCAUCACCGCCAGACCGCAGCAAAACCCACCCGAGGUGGUGAUGUGCACCUACCUGACCCACGAGGCCAAGGGCUCCGAUGACGCUCCGGAUGCCGACACGGCCAUCAUCAACGCGGAGGGCGGCCAAGCGGGCGGCGACGACAAGAAGGAAUAUUUCAUCUAAAGGGCGUCGGAGAGGGUGAGAAAUGGAGCCAGCGAACCCCGAUGGAAACGGAAACCAGACCACAAACCCCACUCAACCCAACAGAUUUACUCUCGUGCCCGGCACGGGCGGACGGAUGGACGGACGGACGGAGGGAUGGCGGGACAGAGAGCAGAGAGCGACCGGCUGAGACGUGAUGAUGCUUCUUGUUGAACUUGUACAAAACGUUGUUACUACGAACAGCGAAAGCCCCGUUUGCUUGCUUGCACCUCCAACCCCGCGCCCGGCGCUCGCGCGAAACACAGACCAAGCAGUGAGUGAGCGACGUUCCUUCUUCCUUCGGACCUUUGCUUCGGUUUCGUGGCUGCUCUUUGCUUUGGGCCCUCGGUUGGGGUGUCGGGCUGGGGUCGAUGUAGCUCUUUUCCUUUCGUUUCUCUUCCGUUUUGGGUUUUCGUUUUUGAUGCCCGAGGAUAAAAUCAGCUCCGGGCUCUGCGUCGUCGGUGCUCCCACCGAGAGCUGGGACGCCCCCGUCGUCCCCGGUCCGUAGGGAUGGGGUUUGCUGUGGACCCCGCAUCCCUGCCCUGAUUUUAUCCUUGCUGCUCCUCAUCCGACAGCGUCUGCUGGGGAGGCGAGCUGCCCUCGUGCCGGCGGUGUGUGAAGGGGCUGAGAUUCCAGGGUGGGAACUGCAGAAGCCUCCGGAGAUGCUGGGAGCUGCCGGGCACCGCGGCCGCCCCCAUUCCCAUCCAGUGGGAGGAGGGGGGAGGGCAGGGUUUGUGGGAGGCGAAUCGAGGGGGGGGAAAAAAGAAAAGUGAACGAAAAAGCCCCAGUUUGCAAAUUCCCAGAUUGGAGACGUCAAUUCAAACCAUCUAUUGAGAUGUUCAGUGCUGGGCCAUCGCCAACACCUCCUCGGUGGCCCCCAGGAGCCUCCAGAACGGUGUUUUGGGUCCUGAGAGUGACUUGUGGUGCAGUGGAGUCGGCCCGAUCCGUGCCGCACGCCAGGACCAGCAGCUCUGCACCCCAGCAGCGAUGUGAUCUGUGGGUUCCCUGCUCCACGUGCUCCUCAGGGCUGCCCCUGUCCUUCCCGGCCCCUUCCUGUGGUUGGUGCUGAGCUGGAAGAGGCCUCGUUGGCUCCAAGGGUGGCCCAAAAACGUUUGGGUUUUGUAUCCUGGUGGCUUGGGGUCUCCAAAGAGGUCUGGUGGGCGCUUGCCCAACCUCCAACCUGGGGAGAAACCACAUCUCUUCCAAGCCAGAUGGGAACAAGAAGCUUUUUUCCAACCUCCCCAUCGCAUUGCUGGGGUCACCGUGCUCCCCUCAACCCCACAUCUAUAGGGCCAGCCCUCCUCAGGUGCUGGCAUCGCAUGGUCUGGAUAGGAGGGGCCCGCAGGAGCACCCCGUUACGUUUUGAGGUGCCCAGAGGAGCUGAGCCUUUGGUGCAGGAAUGGAGUGGGGUGGGCAGCCCCAUCUCUGAGGUAAAGGAAGAAUUGGGUUCCUCCACCACAGAGCGUGGGGUGGAAGCGCUGCUCCCACCCAGAGGACGAGGAGCAGAGUGGUGGAUGGGGAUCGGGGCCACCAUGGCUUGGUGGGAACAAGAGAUGUGUCUGCAGCACACGGCUCUGUCACUCCAUCAGCUGAGCGCCGGGUGCCUCGGAGGGGGAUGCACAAAGCCUUGGUUACCCCCUGGUGAGGAAAAACCUGUGGGUUCCUCACUGCCAUUCCUCCCCUUCCGUCUCCUUGGAGGAGGACGUUGGCCAUGGGUCCCAACAGGAGGAGGGUGUUGGUCACGGGUCCCAAGGGGAGAAGGAUGUUGGCCAUGGGUACCAAUGGGAGGACGUUGGUCAUGGUCUCCAUGGAAGGACGUUGGUCAUGGGUCCCAAUGGGAGAAGGAUGUUGGCUGUGGGUCCCAAUGGGAGGAUGUUGGUCAUGGGUCCCAUGGGAGGAUGUUGGUCAUGGUCCCAAUAGGAGAAGGAUGUUGGCCAUGGGUCCCAAUGGGAGGACGUUGGUCAUGGUCCCCAUGGAAGGAGGAUGCUGGCCAUGGUCCCCAUGGAAGGAGGAUGCUGGCCAUGGUCCCAGCGUUGUCACCAGAGGUCACGCUGCCGACACGCUGCCGUUCACUUCACUGCACACACAGAGCACGCACAGCACGUGGGUUUCUCCGAAGGUUUUCCCCAUCCACUCUCGCUAGGCUCAAUUCCUUCCAACGAAACGCGGCGCCGUGUUUUUAAGUACGGUUUCAUCUCACUGCACGUCACCACGGUUUCGGAUCGGAGCGCAGGAGAUGUCCUGAAGGUCCGGGAGGGAUUUGGGUCCCCGGAAAAAGGGCUGUGGGGAUUUUGGGUCAGGACUCGGCCAUGGAGCGGUGGGGCCGUGGUUGGACAGCCCCCAACGUGAGGGGUGGCAAUGGGGACACAGCUGGGGACACGGCGUCCUGCAGGAGGUGACACUGGGACUGUGCCCCUCACUGCUGGCACCCAGUGGAGCUUUGCAGUGUCACCACAUCCCCGGUGUCCCCUCCCGAAGCACGAGGGCUGCAUUGGCCCCAUGGCCACCAGAGCACCGGGACGGGGACGCGGGGCACUGAACUCUCAAUAGACCACGAAAGCCAUAUUAGCGCGGAGCUCUGAGCGCCGUGGGGCGGCCGUGGGGCGGAGGACGGGCUGUGUUGUUGUGCUGUGUUCUUGUAUGUACAUAAAGGGAGACAACGAACGUCGGUGUUACUUUAUAACCUUUCUAAUAUCCUGUGCUAAUCUCGGAGAAAUAAUCCUAUGAAAUAUAUCUGGAUUACACACCUUCA
This is a messenger RNA of Lagopus leucura (white-tailed ptarmigan), 4094 nucleotides long. It is a transcript of the gene CADM3, whose product is annotated as cell adhesion molecule 3. The transcript is spliced from 10 exons. NCBI's taxonomy places the organism in Eukaryota, Metazoa, Chordata, Aves, Galliformes, Phasianidae. The record is from RefSeq and is a predicted model, not a curated record. Bases 278 to 1324 code for a protein of 348 amino acids. Gene Ontology annotation, biological process: homophilic cell-cell adhesion. Gene Ontology annotation, cellular component: presynaptic membrane.